CCCCGGUCAUCAUGUUAAGUUGAUAUUGAAGGUGGCAAGAGUCGAGCUUUGAGCUCGCAUAAUCACGUGACCCACCUCAUACCUUUCGAUUUCUUCUCCGCAUUCAGCUACUAGGCCAUGAGGUCUAAGAUGCAAGAUAGUCUCUGCAUGGUGCAUUGCCGUUAUGGUAGUCUCAGGGCCCCAAAAGCUAGGCAAAUCGAUAUAAUUGCCAAGGAUUCCAAAUAGAAAUGUAGUGUACCAAGCUACGGUUGAUGAACCUCGGCUGUGAUAGUCGGUCUAUCUACGUCCAGACCCAUCAGAGGAACAGUUGUAAAUUUCUCAGAAACCAACAUUCCAAAAUGUCUACCUCCAGCUCGCGCAGUGCGGCCUUACCAUCGCCUCCCUUUAUCCAGGUAGAAGGUCUGCCUAAUCUGCGGGAUCUGGGCGGGUAUCCCGUGCCUGGCUGCAAGAAUUCCAUCCGCCGCGGGGUAAUUUAUCGCGCUGGUGCUCCCAGCAGCCGGAUCGACGAGGAGGGAUGGACAACGAUUAAGUCGCUGGGAAUCACCCAUGUCUAUGACUUACGAUCGAAUCCUGAGAUUGAGAAGGCUGAGGCGGCUGGUAGGGGUGGUGUAGUUGAGUUUGAGGGUAGUAAGAGGGUGUUUGCGCCGGUAUUUACAGACGUCGAUUACAGCCCCCAAAACCUCAUGGUUCGGUUCAAGAAUUACCAGAGCGGGAGUCCCGAGGGAUUCACUGCGGCAUAUGGGGAUAUUCUCAAAAAUGCCCCGCAGUCAUACACGCAAAUUCUACGCCACAUCGCACAGUGGCCGACGUCGCCGCUGCUACUCCACUGUACAGCUGGGAAAGACAGGACUGGCGUCCUCUGCGCGCUGAUUCUCUCCCUCUGCGGUACCGACGACGAGACCGUUGCGCGUGAGUAUUCCCUGACGGAAGUCGGGCUAGCUCAUUGGAGAGAGGAGGUCAUCGCUGGCCUCAUGGCGUCGCACACAAUGCCUUCUGAUAGGACUGGCGCGUUGAAUAUGCUUAGUGCAAGGUCUGAGAAUAUGAUGGCAACGCUGGAGAUGAUCCGGGAGAGGUAUGGUGGGGCUGAAGGGUAUAUCCGUGAGCAGUGCGGGCUGAGCGACGAGGAGAUCGCGCAGAUCAGGUCGAGCUUGGUGGUGGCGGGAGCUCCUGUCCAUCAACUGUGAGGGCUGGAAGAAGAGCGUUGGUGAUAGAUAUGGAUCAAAGUGAGUGACAUGGAUAUAUCAAAGAGCAUAUGUUGUAGGUAGAUAAAGCACUAGAGUGCGAACAAAUACCAAGGCACAGCUGAUGCAGCCUUCUUGCUCUUAAAACAGAGAAUAGAU
Pseudogymnoascus destructans is the source of this 1340-nucleotide messenger RNA. RefSeq lists its product as uncharacterized. The coding region runs from base 252 to 1184 and encodes 310 amino acids. NCBI's taxonomy places the organism in Eukaryota, Fungi, Ascomycota, Leotiomycetes, Thelebolales, Thelebolaceae. The transcript has 3 exons. Gene Ontology annotation, molecular function: phosphoprotein phosphatase activity. Gene Ontology annotation, biological process: dephosphorylation. The record is from RefSeq and is a predicted model, not a curated record.